This is a messenger RNA of Poeciliopsis prolifica (blackstripe livebearer), 1150 nucleotides long. RefSeq names its product peroxiredoxin like 2B (gene prxl2b). Lineage: Eukaryota; Metazoa; Chordata; Actinopteri; Cyprinodontiformes; Poeciliidae. Bases 115 to 720 code for a protein of 201 amino acids. The transcript has 7 exons. The record is from RefSeq and is a predicted model, not a curated record.
UUUGGUAACUGCUGUGAGAGUGCAGUGGGCGUAGGAAGUGUUUACGGCAACACUGGUGUCCACUUCUCGUGGAAUUUCUACUGAACCGGUUCUGUUGUAAAGACCCGAGGAAAAAUGGCUAAAGUCGAUCUGGCUAAAGUGGGAAAGAACUUAUUGAAGAGCGCUGACAGUGGGGAGAAAGUGGAGCUCCAGGCUCUGUGGCAGAACCAGCCUGUGGUUGUGUUCUUUCUGCGCAGGUUCGGCUGCCAGGUGUGCCGAUGGAUGGCGUCAGAGAUCAGCAAGCUGGAGCCUGACCUCAGGGCCAACGGGGUCUCCCUGGUGGGAGUGGGACCAGAGGAGCUCGGGCUCCAGGAGUUCAAGGAAGGAGGGUUUUUUAAAGGCUCCAUUUAUGUGGAUGAAGAAAAGAAGUGUUACAAGGAUUUGGGAUUCAAACGGUACACAGCUUUAAGCGUGCUUCCUGCUGCUUUAGGGAAGAAAGUGAGAGAUAUAUCUUCAAAGGCCAGCGCUGUAGGAAUCCAGGGAAACUUCUCAGGAGAUCUGCUGCAGAGUGGUGGCUUGAUCAUUGUGACAAAAGGUGGAGAAAAGGUAUUGCUCCACUUCAUCCAGGAUUCACCGGGAGACUUUGUACCUCUGGACGACAUCUCCACGGCUCUCGGUAUCUCAGCCACAGUAAAAGCCGGGCAGAAGCCAGUGUGCAAUGAUGACGUUUGUACACGAUGAAGCAGCAGCAGCAGCAGUGAGCUUCACCUGAAAGCCUGAGUCACCAACAUACAGGAAGAGGAACGAUAACACUGAUAAUACUGCAGUAACUCCAACGUCUUUUGUGAAAGCUCAAUCAACAUGCAGCUAAUGCUUUACCUGUAUGUUUAUGGUGCAUAGAAACUCUUUUUGAUUAUGUAUGUGACUCAGAAGAAACUAAUACUACACUAAUUAUGAUUUAUUGUGACUUUAUACACCUUAAAACAGUUUAUGAAGGACGUUUUAUUUUGUAUGUCUGAUAGUGAUUCCACUUGGAAGUCUCUCUUUGGCUUCAGUUUUUUAGUUUGGAUCACAAGGCAUCUAACCAAACUACUUUCUUACAUUUGUUUUAACUGUAAAGAAUAAUUUUUGCAAUCAAUAAUAAAUCAUUCGACAGAAAGUCUUACAUUUU